CCUCCAGAAGGCGACCCGGGCGGAGAGGGAGGGCGGUCCGCUCGGGCUUCGGAGGACGGAGCUGGCCGGAGGGAAGAGAAAGGUGACAACCUGAUGCUGAAAAAUACAACCUGGCCAAGGUCACUUUGCAGAUCUCUGAAAAAAUAACAAGUGUACGAAGGCAAUUUGACCAGAGUUCAAUGGGAUUUGCAUCCAAGAGAGCAGAAGCAAAACUAAGUCUUUUAUAUCACUAGAUAUUAAAUUUUAAUGGCUUGGAGCAUUACGGCUCAUUUACAUAACUUUAUAAAUCUGAAUCAUCGCUUGCACAAAGUUUACAUUUGUCUGCGAAGAACCGGUUGCAGCUGGGAUUUUCCUUAAGGUCAUGAAACACUAGGCAAUGUGUCUUUGUGAUUGGAAUAAGUUUUAACAAGACGAUGCUGGAAUGCCCAUCAUUCUCAAAGACGGGGCUAUUUAAACUACACAAGAAGGACACCCUAAUGGCUACAUCCAGAAAUGUAAUACAAGCGAUCCAUUGCAUCAAAGUGGCUUUACCAUGGAGACUUCAGAUAAAAAGGCCUGCCAGUUUUAGCCAUGCCUGCUAUAAAAAUAUAUCGUCCGAUUUUGCUGCCAGAGCCCUUUCUGCAAAUGCAGUGGAACUUCUUGGCCAUACUUAUCUCUCAGAUAAUUACAGUAAUGUUACCACGAAAAUUAUUUCCAAGGUGGGGAAAAACUUACACAACCAAAGGAAUCAUCCUUUGUGGUUGAUUAAGGAACGUGUGAAAGACCACUUCUACAAGCAGUACUUGGUACGUUCCCGGAACCCACUGUUUUCCGUGUAUGAUGAUUUGUCUCCUGUGGUCACAGUAGAACAAAACUUUGAUAGACUGCUUAUUCCACAAGACCAUCCGAGCAGGAAGAAAGGGGAUAACUACUACUUAAAUAAUACUCACAUGCUGAGAGCUCAUACAUCUGCCCACCAAUGGGAUUUGAUACAUGCUGGACUUGAUGCAUUUUUGGUUGUGGGAGAUGUUUAUCGUCGUGAUCAAGUUGAUAGCACCCAUUAUCCAGUCUUCCAUCAAAUGGAAGGAGUCCGGCUCUUUUCCAGCCAUGAAUUGUUCAGCAACGUCAGUGAUAGAGAAAAUUGUGGCUUGUUUGAACAAGGACACCGUACAUCAGAUAAGCAAGAGUGGCAUACCAUGGAAGCAGCAAAACUUGUGGAAUACAAUUUGAAAACGGCACUCACAAAACUUGUGGCUCAUCUCUUUGGCGACGGACUCAAGAUUAGGUGGGUGGACUGCUAUUUUCCAUUUACUCACCCUUCCUUUGAGAUGGAGAUCAACUUUCAAGGAGAAUGGAUGGAGGUCUUGGGAUGUGGGGUCAUGGAGCAGCAGCUAGUUAACUCAGCUGGUGCUGAGAACAAAAUUGGUUGGGCAUUUGGUCUGGGCUUAGAACGGUUGGCCAUGAUCUUGUACGGGAUUCCUGACAUUCGCCUUUUCUGGAGCCAAGAUGAACGUUUCCUGAAACAAUUUAAUGUGUCUCACAUUGACCAGACCAUACACUUCCAGCCUUUCAGUAAAUAUCCUCCUGUAAUCAAUGACAUAUCUUUUUGGCUACCUUCUGAAAAGUAUUGUGAAAACGACUUCUAUGAUUUAGUCCGAUCUAUUGGAGGAGACAUGGUGGAAGAAGUCAAGCUCAUAGAUGUAUUCACACAUCCAAAGACACAGAGGGUCAGCCAUUGUUACAAGAUCACUUAUCGGCACUUGGAAAAGACCCUGACGCAGAAGGAAAUCACCAAUAUCCAUCAAGCCAUUCAGAAAUCGGUAGUACAGGAAUUUGGAGUGGAUGGAAGAUUUUGAUUUUUCAGUUUUGAAUUCUCUGGGUUACAUUUUUAAAAAAAAAAAAAAAAAUUCCUUAUUUCUGUUAAAACAAAUGUCCAUUAUGUGGAAACCUUUAUGUAAGACUAACACCAAUAAAUUACCUUGCUGGUUUGAAUACA
This is a messenger RNA of Thamnophis elegans (Western terrestrial garter snake), 1975 nucleotides long. It is a transcript of the gene FARS2, whose product is annotated as phenylalanyl-tRNA synthetase 2, mitochondrial. Bases 414 to 1835 code for a protein of 473 amino acids. Gene Ontology annotation, biological process: phenylalanyl-tRNA aminoacylation. The record is from RefSeq and is a predicted model, not a curated record. Gene Ontology annotation, cellular component: cytoplasm; mitochondrion. Lineage: Eukaryota; Metazoa; Chordata; Lepidosauria; Squamata; Natricidae. The transcript is spliced from 9 exons. Gene Ontology annotation, molecular function: tRNA binding; ATP binding; phenylalanine-tRNA ligase activity.